AUGAAGAAGAAGAAGAGUGUUUCGUUUAAUUUGUUCGAUGAUGAAGAUCUUGAUCUUCCUCUUCCUAUUCCUAAUGUGUUUCCAAUGAAGAAGAAGAAGAAGGUAGUUUCACUUAGCCUCUUUGAUGAUCUUCUUCUUCAUGAUCCACCACCACUACCAUCAGUGCAGCCUCAAACCCACCACCAAAAGCUUUACUCAAACCUAUAUUUUAAAAGAACCUUUCAUGCUAUAAACCCUGAACCAAUUCUGGCUAUUGUUCCUUAUUCAGGCCAAACAAUGCCCCAAUCUGCCGUAACUCUUCAUAAAAAUAGAAAGCGGAAGGGCAACGAAAAAAUUACGAGUAUUCGUAACCAAGUACAGAAUGAGCCGGAGCCUCGUCCAGAACCACUUCUUCCCGAAAUCUUGCGAGAAAUAGGAUUGAAUGAAGGGACGGUGCCAGUUUUCUUGUACCAAAAAAGGCUCACAAGUUCCGAUACUAAGCCUGAUCAGAAUCGGAUUUUUCUUUCUCAUAACAGAGAAAAAGUGAUGGAAUUCUUGACACAAAUGGAGCGACAAUUAGUAGAAGUUAACCAAGGCUGUGGCCCGAGUAGCGUCUUCGAGGUGUAG
Fraxinus pennsylvanica is the source of this 606-nucleotide messenger RNA. NCBI's taxonomy places the organism in Eukaryota, Viridiplantae, Streptophyta, Magnoliopsida, Lamiales, Oleaceae. The record is from the annotation of a GenBank genome assembly.